AACAAAACAAUUUACCUUAUCAAUCAGGCAGUGAUUUAGAUAUUUGCGAGUUUUUUAAUAACAAUAGCUUAAGAAAAUUCCUUCGUUGGUGUUGUUUAUUUGCCCCAAAAUUUGGCCAAUAAUUAUUAUUUGUUUUAUUUGUGGAGUCAGCCAAUCAGCAGCUGAAUAAUGUUAUCACGUUUAGAAGAUGAUUUCACCAAGACAAUAAGAAAUAAAAAACAUUGGGAGUAGCAAAAUAUAUAGAUUGCAUCAAUUCCAGAUUGUUUAUUAGCGCAUAGCUUGCCGGGAGAUAAGCUUUCGUUGAAAAAAGUAAAAACAAUCAUCAGACAAAGAAUUGGGAGCAUAUACAAGAAAAGAGUUUGAAUUGAGAAGCAUGAUCAACUCCAAACGAUAUGAAAACAAAAGCAAUAACAUCGGUCACCUGUUACACGAUCGAAUGUUGUACACCGAUUUUGGUUCACAAGUACGCCGCCGCUUGCAAGCCUCACCGCCAUUCUUGCAACGUCUUGAACUGGACUCUGUGUUGAAGGGGCACGAGGGAUGUGUCAAUUGCUUGGAAUGGUCCAGCUGUGGUCGUAUACUGGCCUCAGGUUCAGAUGAUUUCCAUUUGAUACUAUGGAAUCCAUUUGCUCAAAAGAUUGUGCGUAAAAUUCUUACCAAGCACACUGGGAAUAUGUUUUCGGUGAAAUUUAUGCCGAAAUUUAAUAACUUAAUAGCCACUGCAGCAGCUGAUAAGAAGAUACUGAUAUUUGAUAUAAAUGCAUCAGAGUCCUUGUACACCUGUGAGUGUCAUAGUUCAAGGGUUAAGCGAUUGGCUACGGCUCCAGAUUCACCAUAUAUUUUUUGGUCAGCUGGUGAAGAUGGCAUUGUACUGCAAUUGGAUCAUCGUGAGAAGCACAUUUGCAAUUCUGCCAACAAUCGCCUUAUAAACUUAACCUCUUUUAUCGAUGCCAAUGCUGAAGCCAAAUGUAUUGCAGUCAAUCCCAUAAGAACGGAAUACAUAGCGGUGGGUGCCAAUGACCCCUAUGCUAGAAUCUAUGAUAGACGCAUGUUAAAGACUUUCUCAACAGCUGCAAAUGAUUCACCCGAAGCCGAUGGUAGACCCAAGGAAAGUGUUACCUACUACUGCCCCGGUCACAUUAGUCAAAACAAUGCCAAACGCAUGGAGCAUGAGUCGCGGGCCAUAACAUAUCUGACUUUUAAUGCCACCGGCACUGAACUACUGGUGAAUAUGGGCGCGGAGCAUAUCUACAUUUAUGACCUCAUUAACGCCGAGCAACCUGUAUUUUUGAAUUUGCCCGAAUACAAAACGACAAUCAAUAACACCGAUAACAAUGCGGAUGGCGCUGGUGCAACUGCAACGCCACAGAACCAAACUCAUAGUCGCCGCAAGUUGCCAGAACAAAUUGAGGAAUACAAGAAAUGGGGUAAUGAGUUUUUGGAAAACGAAAAGUAUUAUCUGGCCAUUCGCACAUACUCGGAUGCCAUACGUUUGGCUUCGUUCGGUUCACCAGUUUUGUAUUUGAAUCGUGCCACUGCCUACAUGAGAAGGCAGUGGUAUGGUGACAUUUAUGCCGCCCUAAGGGAUUGCCAUACGGCUUUGCGCCUGGAUCCGGCCUAUGUAAAGGCUCAUUUUCGUUUGGCUCGCUCCCUGUUGGAAUUGGGCCGUCCCCAGGAUGCCGAUGAGUGUUUGAAGGAAUUGAUAAGGCGCUUUCCCAGCUAUGCCAAUAAUCAUGGGGUGCUAAUGCUGAACAAGGACAUUAGGGAGAAUUGUCAAACGAACAGCUCCUCCUCACAGCAGCAUGAACAAUUUGCCGUGGCCGAUUUCUUGGCCAGAGGUGAAAUGACCGACGAAGAGUUUAAUUGGCGCUGCAAGGCCAAAGACUAUAAGGAACGUUUACUGGGACACUGCAAUACCACCACCGAUAUUAAGGAGGCCAAUUAUUUUGGCAACGAAGGUCAAUUCAUAGUGGCGGGUUCGGAUGAUGGCAACUUUUUUAUAUGGGAACGUAAAUCGGGCAAUAUUCAUAGUAUCUAUAAGGCGGAUAGUGCAAUUGUCAACUGUGUCCUUCCUCAUGCGGAGCUGUGUUUAAUGGCCACUUCGGGCAUUGACCAUGACAUAAAAAUUUGGUCACCCAUGAAGGAGAACGAGAGGCCGAAUUUUAUUGACCCCCUUGGCCGUUGUGUGGAGGAGAAUCAAAUGAAAAUGCGAACCGAUCCAUUUGCCAUUAGCAAUCGCAAUGCCUUUUGCUGGAAUGGAUAAUGUUAAGAAAACAAAACAAAAACAAAAACUUUUAUAAUAGAACUUAGACAUAGGCAUAAGUAAAACACAAUACUUGUGUACAAGUGGAUGUGAGAGGGGGGAAGUUAUGGGUAUUUUCAUAUAAACCAAAACCAAUAAGACCUUCCCUUCUCAUCCACAAAAUACUAUUGUAAAGGAAUUAUUAAGUUUACCUAGCUUAAAAAUUUUACAUAUUUUUUUUUUGGUUUUAUGUUUUUUUUUUACAUUUCUUUUUAUGUUUAAAUUGAAAUGCGUUUAUCCUAACACAAACCUGCAUAAACCUACGAGUACAUAGAUUAUCUGAAAGAUUUGCAAAGUCUUCACUCAUCUUCCUCUCCACAUAGCAAUGCCCUAAUCCUAAUUCACCAACUCUUCCUAGAGACCAACUCAAAGUUUAGCAUAUUACAUAUUGGAGCACUAAAGCAUGCAUGGCAAACAGUUAAGAAAGAAGACAAUGUUGAUGAGAUAUAGAUAUUCGAAUAUUUUUGUGGAAUUAUAAUUAGAAUUAUUUUUUGAAAUAAAUGUUAUAUUAUGUUUGUAAAACA
Messenger RNA from Stomoxys calcitrans (stable fly), 2826 nucleotides. RefSeq names its product WD and tetratricopeptide repeats protein 1 (gene adp). Gene Ontology annotation, molecular function: protein binding. Bases 374 to 2263 code for a protein of 629 amino acids. The record is from RefSeq and is a predicted model, not a curated record. Gene Ontology annotation, cellular component: Cul4-RING E3 ubiquitin ligase complex; cytoplasm. Gene Ontology annotation, biological process: negative regulation of fatty acid biosynthetic process. Lineage: Eukaryota; Metazoa; Arthropoda; Insecta; Diptera; Muscidae. The transcript has 4 exons.